UUCGGUCUUCUCUCUCCCUGUCCUCACGCGUUUAAAAGUCAAAGUAAUCCACUUGCUCCUUCCAUUCCUCUUUCCUCCAUUUCCCUAUAAACUAAAAACUUCCAUUAAUAUACCCAUGCUGGAUUCCCUCGUUUGUACGUACUAUUCAAAUUAAAUCCUACUAUUUCUCUUUAUAUAUACCUUCACGCAUACUGUUUUCUUCAUCUUCCAAGCUUUACUUCAUAAAAUUCCUCGGAUGCUCUGUUUUCCUAGUUUUCCUGUAAACUUCCUUCUUCCCAGAAAAUUUUGCUGAUUCCUAGGACGGAGAAUCAUGGCAGGGGCCAGCGGAGGAAGAUCUUUGGAACAAACGCCGACAUGGGCUGUCGCCGUCGUCUGUUUUGUUUUGGUCGUAAUAUCGAUAUUCAUCGAGCACAUCAUCCACCUGAUAGGAAAGUGGCUGAAGAAGAAACAUAAAAGAGCUUUAUAUGAGGCGCUAGAAAAGAUCAAAUCAGAGCUUAUGCUAUUGGGAUUUAUCUCCUUGCUUCUAACGGUCGGACAAGGGAUAAUAUCGAAUAUUUGCGUAUCGCAGAAAGUUGGAGCGUCGUGGCAUCCAUGCAGCAAGGAAAAAGAACUCGAGUUGGAGGAAACGGAUUCUGAUGAUUCCAAUCGACGGAAGCUACUGAUGUUGUCGAACUCCGGUGAAACUUUCCGACGCUUUUUGGCGUCGGCUUCGUCCAAUUCCACUGAUAAAUGUGUAGCCAAGGGUAAAGUCCCAUUUGUAUCGUCGGAUGGUAUUCAUCAACUACACAUAUUUAUCUUCGUGUUGGCUAUUUUUCACGUGCUUUAUUGCGUCAUCACCCUGGUUUUGGGUAGAGCCAAGAUGAGGCGUUGGAAGCAUUGGGAAAUAGAGACAAGAACUGCUGAGUACCAGUUCUCUCACGAUCCAGAGCGAUUUAGGUUUGCAAGGGACACGUCAUUUGGGAGAAGGCACUUAAGCUUCUGGACCAACACACCUGCCCUCAUGUGGAUAGUUUGUUUCUUCAGGCAGUUUGUUAGAUCGGUUCCUAAAGUUGAUUACUUGACUCUGCGACAUGGAUUUAUCAUGGCACACUUGGCACCUCAAAGUCACCAAAGAUUUGACUUCCAAAAGUAUAUCAAGAGAUCAUUGGAGGAGGAUUUCAAGGUUGUUGUGGGGAUUAGCCCACCGAUCUGGUUUUUCGCUGUGGUAUUCUUACUCUUUAACACUCACGGCUGGAAAUCUUAUCUAUGGCUGCCAUUUAUCCCAUUGCUUAUCAUCCUACUGGUGGGGACGAAACUACAGGUGAUCAUAACCAAAAUGGCAUUGAGAAUCCAGGAGAGAGGAGAGGUUGUGCAGGGGGUGCCAGUGGUGCAGCCAGGUGACGACCUCUUCUGGUUCAACCGCCCUCGCCUCAUUCUCUACCUCAUCAACUUUGUUCUCUUUCAGAAUGCCUUUCAGCUUGCUUUCUUUGCAUGGGCUUGGUAUCAAUUCGGGUUGAAAUCUUGUUUCCACGACCAUACUGAGGAUAUUGUCAUUAGAAUCUCAAUGGGGGUCCUCAUACAAAUUUUGUGCAGCUACGUAACUCUCCCACUCUAUGCCCUUGUAACACAGAUGGGUUCAUCCAUGAAACCAACCAUAUUCAACGAAAGAGUGGCGGCGGCUCUACGCAACUGGCACCACACGGCGAGGAAGAACCUAAAGCAGAACAAGGGCUCGGUGACGGGGACCCCGAUGUCUAGCAGACCCGCCACCCCGUCCCACCACAUGUCCCCGGUUCACCUCCUCCGUCACUACCGGAGCGAGGCGGACAGCCUCCACACAUCACCGAGACGAUCCAAUUUUGACAUUGAGCAUUGGGAAACUGAAUCUCCGUCCCCCUCGCACCACCACCACCUGGUCGGCGAGGGUUCAUCCUCGCAUCACAACGGCCACCAAAUGGGCCAAACGAAUUAUAUUGAGUAUGAUGUAAAAGAGCUGACCUCAAGUCAAGUGGCUCCGCUUCCACAAACAGACCGCUUGGAACACCAAAUUGAUAUCGGCCCACCAAAGGACUUUUCAUUUGAUAAAAGAACAAGUUUGUGAUUAAAACAAUAGGAAAAAAAAAAAAAAGAAAGGAUCAUGUGGGAAUUUUCCUACAUUUCGUUGGUUGGAGAUGAUGACGAAGAUGGGAGUCAUGUUCGUACAAAUCCAAGUUCUUUAUUUGCUUGAUAUUCUUGUAUAGUGCUUAAUUGACAUUCUCUAAAUGAAAAAUUUUGGGGAAAAUUAGACAUUUAUAAUGAUUAUAUAUAAGUUC
This is a messenger RNA of Corylus avellana, 2291 nucleotides long. Its product is annotated as MLO-like protein 6. The record is from RefSeq and is a predicted model, not a curated record. Gene Ontology annotation, biological process: defense response. Gene Ontology annotation, cellular component: membrane. Lineage: Eukaryota; Viridiplantae; Streptophyta; Magnoliopsida; Fagales; Betulaceae.